This is a messenger RNA of Lactuca virosa, 1239 nucleotides long. NCBI's taxonomy places the organism in Eukaryota, Viridiplantae, Streptophyta, Magnoliopsida, Asterales, Asteraceae. The record is from the annotation of a GenBank genome assembly.
AUGAAACAAAAGUUUAUGAGAUGCAAUAAUCGAGCUUGGGAAAGAGAUCUUGGCGAGGAACACUUGGGGAAAUCAAGCAAAGCGAAGCUAGGAACUCGUGGGAAGCAAGGAUAUACUUCAGUUGACACUCUCUGGAAGGUGGUGGAGUUUUUGGCAGUGAUCAGGGAGUUUGAGCUUAUCUUUCGAGUCGACAUUUGCAAGGUACAUCAAGGGAUCGCGGCAAGGCGAAGGCAUGAUCGUACAGCUCCUCCCGUUUUGUUUAUGAGCUUGUUCUACCAGAAAUAUCUGGAAUUACUGAAAACAGGCGAAAAAAGCGACCUGGAGCAGGGAAUUGGAGAAACGGUAUCCGCCGAGAUACUUGCUGUUGAACAUAGAAGCUCAUUGGAAUCUUUGAAGGAUUUGGGGACAUGUGUAUUCCAUCAUUUCUCCAAACAUGGUGGACAAACGGAAAAAGAUGAGGAAAAAAUUGAGCUCUCUAAGGAGGUUAAGGAUGUUCCAGUUACAGCUACAAGUGUGGUUGCUAAUCCUCCAGCUGAAAAGAAAAGAACUAGAAGGGAUGAUAGUGAGGUUGCUAAUUCUCCAAUAGAGAAGAAAAGAACUAGAAGGGACACCAUUGUUGCUGAUCUGAGCCAUAACACAAGCAAGGAAGAUAAAGGUGAGAAAUUGGGGCGUGGGAGAUCAAAGAACAUAAGUGAAGAGAGAAUUGUUGAAGUUCCUGAAACUCAAAAUAAUGCUGACAAGGGCACAAGGCAAUCAAGGAGAAACAAGGCAACAGUUGAAGUGCCUACAGUUAUGAAUCAAAAUGUGAGCAAAGUGGAAUCUGUUAAUGAAAAGAAAGUUACAAGGUCCAAGGCUCCUCUUGCAAAGAAAUCUUAUGGAAGCAAAGCUGAGGUUCAACAGCUUGAGGAACCAUCAGAGCCUGCACGUAGAAGAAAUGGCACAAAGCGAAAAUCUGUUGUGCAAAAAGCUCAGGGAAAAGGAAGCAAGAAACCGUCUGUUGGAAAGAAAGAAAUAGUAAAGGAAACCGAGAAGCCUGAAUCUCCUAUUCGUAAGACUGUUGUGAAAAAGCAAUCAAAAGAUGCUUCUGAAAAAAAAAAAAAAGCAGCUGCUAGUGGUUCUGGGAGAAAAAAUUCUAGGAAACGAAGUGGAGAUCCUAUUAUUGAAGAUCAGAUUAUUAAGCUUGAGCCUGUUUCUACACAUAAAGACUCUGUUGCAAAAAAAAGAGCAAGAGUGUUGUAA